This is a messenger RNA of Penicillium canariense, 2466 nucleotides long. RefSeq lists its product as uncharacterized. The record is from RefSeq and is a predicted model, not a curated record. Gene Ontology annotation, biological process: positive regulation of transcription by RNA polymerase II; DNA-templated transcription. NCBI's taxonomy places the organism in Eukaryota, Fungi, Ascomycota, Eurotiomycetes, Eurotiales, Aspergillaceae. Bases 1 to 2466 code for a protein of 821 amino acids. The transcript is spliced from 4 exons. Gene Ontology annotation, molecular function: sequence-specific DNA binding; zinc ion binding; DNA-binding transcription factor activity, RNA polymerase II-specific.
AUGACCCAGAGCGUCCAGCCCUCCGUGGGGCAGCCCUCGCCGGAAUCCUACUCCCUCGAAGCGCCCGACGGUCGCAUCGCGCACACCCUGACGGCCUGCACGAGGUGUCGACAGCGGAAAUCUCGAUGCGAUCCCGGAAUCCCUCGGUGUGCGCCCUGUGAACGAAGCAACGCCAAAUGUGUAUACUACGACUCGACCCGCGACACCACCAUUCCACGCACCUAUAUUGUAUCAUUACGGGACAAAGCUCGUGCUCUUGAAAAGGAGCUGGCCAAGGCCGAAAAGGAAAUCCAGCACACGGCCGAUGCAGAGUUGAUGGUGCGGGGCGCUGGGCGCAUCCGCUUCUCAGACAAUGACGAGCCGCGCUAUCUGGGCGCCUCCAGCGGCAUUGCCAUGACCCGCCUGGUCAUGGAGAUCGCCAAGCAGAACACCGAUUCGAAAAGCAUCAAAGAUGUCGUCCCCGAAUUGACCGCCCACGAAAUCAAAGCCGCCUUUGUGCAGGAGGAUUCGAAACCCACCUCCAAAGUGUAUCCCAUGAUCAGCUCGAUCCCGCAGGAUAGCCUCCCCCCACGAAACCUGACGUACAAAUUGAUCGAUCUUUUCGUCGCAAAAGCACAAGCACUCCUCCCAACUUUACACAUACCAAGUUUCCGACAAGAAGCCGAAGAGGUCUUCAAUGGCUCCACCGAUUCCUGUCACAACUUCCAACUGCGAAUGGUCAUUGCAAUCAGCAUGCAGAAACUGAGCCCGGACUAUGCUGGCCUAGCCGAUAGCUAUUACUUGGCGGCUUUACCUUUCUUGGAGCCGACCCUGAAGCACAUGGACUUGCGAGCGCUGCAGUGCCUGGUACUGAUUGCUCAAUAUUCGAUGCUGACUCCAACACGGACAGCUUCAUUUUGGGUGGUCGGUACCGCAGUGAGAAUGUGCCAGGAACUGGGCUUAUGUGAAGAAGCCACCAUUGCGCAAUCAUCCAACGGCCAGCCCCUCAAUCCAUUGGAGAUUGAUAUGCGACGACGGCUCUUCUGGAUUGUCACCUCCAUGGAAUUUGGCCUUUCCCAUAGCUUGGGCCGUACCAGCUCCUAUAGUGUCACCCACGACAACGUGAACGUCAAGUUCUUUGAGUUGGUGGACGAUCGGUACAUCACGGCGGAAGGCAUCAACCCCGACGCAAAGCCCGUCCUCGCCAAAUGUAUUGCGAUUCAUUUCUUAAAGAUGCGACUCCUCCAAUUGGAGGUGCGACGUACACUUUACUUGAACCGAUGCGAGACCCCAACGGACGAUCAACAUCCUUGGUUUGCCCAGAUGUUGGGUAAGAUCGACCGCUGGGUGGCGACUUGCCCCAAGAAUGACGACGGCAGUGGCUUGAACGUGAAAUGGUUCCAAGGCCGACGAAACACGAUAGUCAUUCUUAUGUACCGACCAUCGCCUCAAAUCCCCGAGCCCUCGGUCCACGCGGCGAAGAUUUGCUAUGAAGCAGCGACCUUUAACAUCGCCAUGCACCAGGAGCAGACCAUUACCGGAUCUGUGGACUUGACUUGGAUCUUCACCCAAUCUCUCUUCAUGGUGUUCAACACUGUUCUCUGGACUCUUUCGUAUCCUGAGAUUCGAAAAGAGCAUCCGAUCGAGGAGGUCCAAUCUCAUCUGGAUAUGGCUUUGGAGGUCAUAGUAUUCGCAGCUGAACGGUGGCCUGGUGUUCAAUCUGCCCUGAUCCUUUACAAGCGCCUCGUUGCGGCCUGUUUGAAGGCGUACAGUACCGAGGAGUCAUUUGUGGUUCAGUCACCCUCCAACCAUCCCACUCCCACUUCGUCUCAGGGCGUCACCACUCCUCCAGCCAUGUCAAGUCCGUCCACGAGUACAACGGCCUCUUUCUACUCUCACAAUUACCGUGGUGGUAACCCCUCGAUUGGUGAUAGUGCCUCGGCUGGUACUUUCUCACGAGGCCCUUCUGCCGACCCAACCGGCCCCCUCUCCCAGGUCUCUCAAGUGUCCACACCUUCGGCGUUUGCUCCGGACCCGCUGAAAACAAGUGGAAUUUCUCCCGUCACCCCAGUAUUUGGUAUACAACCUACGGCUGCAGCUCCAGCCACCGCACCCCAGUAUACAUCACCCGCAUACUGUGCCCCGUCCAAUCUCUUCUCCGAUGUUUCCAUUGACCCCAACACUCCUUACAACGCGAUGCCCUCUGUGGUCCCAGGCCUUCAGGGCUGGGAUCCGCACUUCUCACUUGCUUCUACCACUGCCAGUCACCUGGCAUACGUCGAUGCUAUUGUGGACCCGAUGCAGUGGACAUCCUCUAUCGGUGACCAGUACUCUCAAUACUUCAACGAGCCUUUCCCAGUACCUCCGUGGCGGGAACGUACCCUCAGUCAGCAGGAACAGAUUGAGCUUCUGGCGUCUCUGGAGCAGAACAUCCCUGACGUAUCUGCACAAUUGGUUCGUGAAUCGAAUGCUUGGUAUCAGUCGUGA